Molecule: messenger RNA, 708 nt
Organism: Raphanus sativus (radish)
Lineage: Eukaryota; Viridiplantae; Streptophyta; Magnoliopsida; Brassicales; Brassicaceae
Product: protein vip1-like
Exons: 3
Coding region: 236-526 (96 amino acids)
Molecular function (GO): RNA binding
Source: RefSeq, a predicted model, not a curated record
GUUUCCUACUUCUCAAUCGCAGCGGACGAUGGUUCCCGGUGUGGAUCGGCGCUGCGGUUUCCUGGAGAUCGGCCUCUCCUCGUUACUUGAUCUUUCCAUAUCUUAUUCCCUGUGUAGCCUCUCUUCACUCAUCAGUCCAUCGCUGUCGUCUUUCUUUCAAGCUUCUCUGAGUGCGAAUUGGUCAACAGCAGGAUACUAAUUUGAUUAUUUGGGUUGAAUUAGCUAACUGAACAAGAUGGAUCAUGAAAAUGGAUAUGGUGUGGAAGUCACUGGGCUAUCUCCAGCCGUUACUGAGAAAGAUCUCAUCGACUUCUUCUCCUUCUCUGGUGCAAUCGAAUAUAUUGAUAUUGUCAGGUCGGGUGAGCAAGCGUGCACUGCGUAUGUGAUGUUCAAGGAUCCUUACUCUCAGGAAACUGCCGUCUUCAGAAUCGAAUCACUCGGUUCUUUGAUUUUAACUUCAAGGGGCAACCAUAUUGGAGCAGCGAGUUUGCAUAACUCGUUGGGGACAGCAUCACGAGGAGUUUGACUUCUGGACCGCGACUCAGCGUGGUUUUGUUGAUGACACAAACUCACAUGUAUGAAUCUCUUGCUUUUAUCUUUCUACAAGCCACUGGAUAGCAAUUUAGUUAUGUUCAGUAUAGUCUUCAUGUUGAAAGAACCGAUGAUUUUGUGCUGGUUUGCUCUCAUGUAAUAUAUCAAUCUUUCAUA